This is a messenger RNA of Tachyglossus aculeatus (Australian echidna), 835 nucleotides long. It is a transcript of the gene TMEM275, whose product is annotated as transmembrane protein 275. The annotation marks the transcript as partial. The record is from RefSeq and is a predicted model, not a curated record. NCBI's taxonomy places the organism in Eukaryota, Metazoa, Chordata, Mammalia, Monotremata, Tachyglossidae. The transcript has a single exon.
AAGUCCCGGCCCCCGAGCCUCCCCUCUCCGGCCUUGUGUUGCGCCUGUGGCCUGUGCGUCAUGUUGGCGGGCAUCAACCUCACCCUGGUGGGCGCCUUCGCCUUUGGCACCUUCCUGCCGGGCCACAACCCCCCCAUCGUCAUCGGCCCCGUCCUGCUGCUGCUGGCCAUCUCCUUCUUCGGGGCCUGCUGCGUCUGUAGCCGGCGACCGGCCAGGGCUGGGGCCGGGCCCCUGGGCCGCAGGGGGAAGGCCCCCUCGGGCUCGGGCCUAGGCCUGGGCCUGGGCCUGGGCCGGGCCGGGCUGGCGGGCUUCGAGCUGGAGACCAGCGAGCACACUGUGCAGGACACUACGGCCAUCCAGCUCAGCCCGGCCAACUCGCCCAGCUCCUCUCGUAGGUCCACGCCGGUGCAGGUCAAGCCCGGGGCCUGCGGGCUCUUCACCAUGGAGGGCCUGAGCCCGCUCGCCACCAACGGGCCCGCAGAUGAGUGCGCCCACCUCAACCUGCCCCGGGAGCCCGUCGCCUCCUAGGGUCGGGGGUCGGUCGCCUUGGCCCUCGCCCCCCUGCCCGCCCAACCCCAUCCUGUUGGCUCGUGCCCCCCUCCCCAACCCCUGCCAGGCCCGAGGAUGCCAGCAGCCUCUGCCCCGGGGGACAGUGACCCGAAAUGACCCCAUCAUGGAUGGGAAUUGGCCCAGACUCAAGGCCCCGGGAGGGAGCAGAGGUUCGAGAGACCCACGGGAACGUGGGCCAGGGGUCCUUCCACCCUGGAGUCCACCUCUACCUCUCUGUCUCUCCCAGUCACCCCCCACCGGCCCAUAACCAGGGCCUGUGUCCCCC